AGACAAACAGGCCAUUCUUUGCGGGGUCUUUAAUUGGAUGUUUUAUCCGAUUGUGCAUAUUCUCGUGGCUUUUUUGUUCUCUCCCCCUCAUUUAAUGAGGGAGUAUUUAUACUAGAUGCUAUCCCGGGGAAUCGAGGUGCAUUGCGAUUAUUGGAAGAGAAACGGCAAAGAUAUGGGUGCACACGAUACAGAAGGCAAAAGCGCGAGUCCGAGGAGUAGUCUGAGGAGUAGCCCGAGGAGUAGCCCGAGGAGUAGUCCUCCAUUACAAGAAAAGUCGGGUCAGGCGGGGCAUGAUGAGCAAGGUAUGAGGAUAACAUUCACUUUGGGACAUUGAGUAGAGGAAGAAUGUUUAGUUGAGGUUGAAAGAGUCGGAAGACAGACGAAAUGAGUCGCACAAGACAAUCGCAUGACAACUAACACCACUCCAGAUACAGAAACACCCCCCGAUGAUAAUCCAGGCCUCUUACAAGGCAACGCAGUAAUCGAAGCCGGCGGCAGCGACGAAGACGGUGAAUUCUCCGCCAGCGAGUUUGAUCCCGACGAUUCGUCAAGUCUCCGUUCCUCUUCAACAUCCAUAAACUCCAGUAUUCUCGAACACAGCUACCAAAAUGGCCGCCGAUAUCAUCGUUAUCGCCAUGGACGAUAUCCCUUACCGAAUGAUGAGGCGGAGCAGAAUCGUGAGGAUAUGCUUCAUGCGAUGAUGUUGGAGGCUACAGAUGGACGGUUAUUUUAUGCGCCGGUUGGGGAUAAUCCGCAGAGGAUAGCGGAUUUGGGGACUGGUACGGGGAUAUGGGCUAUUGAGAUUGGUGAGAAAUAUCCGAGUGCUGAAGUCUUAGGAUUGGAUCUAAGUCCAAUACAACCAACAUGGGUACCUCCAAACGUCAAAUUCUAUGUGGACGAUAUCGAAGAUGAAUGGCUCAACGGCGAUGACUUUGACUUUGUGCAUCUCCGCAACAUGAUCCCAAUCCUCAAAUCACCUGUAACACUCCUCAAGCAAGCAUAUGCAAAUAUGAAACCUGGUGCCUGGGUAGAACUCCAAGAUGUAGAUGGCCAAGUCCACACAGACGACAAUAGCAUUCCCGACGACUGGCCCCUAAAACGCUUCACAGAAAUCAUCCUCCAAGCAUUCGCUCUCUAUGAAACAAACGCACAUGCCGCUGUAUUCGGAGGUCAAUAUCUCGCUGAAGCAGGAUUUGUCAAUAUAAAGCAUAAUUAUAUCAAAUUACCUUAUGGGACAUGGCCAAAGGACAAGGUCAUGAGACUAGUGGGAAUGUACUAUCGAACUGCAUGUGAGGAAUUCUUCCCGGCGAUUGGGAAUCUGCAUUUUCCGCAGUUGGGCUGGGGCAAGGAUGAGAUGGAGGUGUUUUUUGCAGAGUGUCGACAGUCUAUGAGGGACCCAAAAGUCCAUGCUUAUGGGAAGAUGCAUUUUUGGAGUGGGCAGAAGCCAUUGGAUGCAUAGAGAGUUGAUAAUGGGAUCUACAGAACCGAAGAGAAAUAUUGAAAUAUUAUAUACCGAGAGGAUCGUAUAUGAGGAAGAGAGGAACUAAACAGUAUAUGCUUCAUGAUUUAUGCUAUCAAAUACCACUUUUUGACCCAACUCCAAUCUAAACAGAUAUACAGAAU
Molecule: messenger RNA, 1623 nt
Organism: Fusarium verticillioides 7600
Lineage: Eukaryota; Fungi; Ascomycota; Sordariomycetes; Hypocreales; Nectriaceae
Exons: 5
Coding region: 407-1459 (350 amino acids)
Molecular function (GO): methyltransferase activity
Source: RefSeq, a predicted model, not a curated record